Molecule: messenger RNA, 501 nt
Organism: Penicillium cataractarum
Lineage: Eukaryota; Fungi; Ascomycota; Eurotiomycetes; Eurotiales; Aspergillaceae
Exons: 2
Coding region: 1-501 (166 amino acids)
Source: RefSeq, a predicted model, not a curated record
AUGUACUUCUCUAAGACCCUUGCCUCGGCGGCGCUGCUCGUCCUGCCUGCCUAUGCAGCUUUCCCCGUGGCCAGCGUUGAGUUUCAAUCCUGGGAGUCCUGUCCCGUCGGUGCUCCAGCUCUUGGUGAGCCCAAGUUUAAGGCUGCUGUGACCGCGACCCCCGCGACUUGCGACAAGACCACCGUCAACCGCGAUUGGAGCAUCGACAACUACGCCUUCAAGGUGUACCUCGACACCAAGGACGCCCUUCUGUGCUCCGGUGUGACCAUCUGGAACAACGAUGAUUGCUCCGGCGAGCCCGUAUCCUUCCUGCCCUUCGACGGCGAGCCCGUUGUUCAGGGUCAGUGCCUGCCCGAUAUCCUCGAUCCUGGCUACGUCUCCUUCCGACUCGACUGCUUUGGCUUCCCCGGUGGUCCUGGUGGCCCCGGUGGUGCUGGUUCCUCUGCUGGCCCUGAGAUCUCUGAUGGUCCUGAGAGCUCCGAUGGUCCUGCCGACUAUUAA